Molecule: messenger RNA, 780 nt
Organism: Rhipicephalus microplus (southern cattle tick)
Lineage: Eukaryota; Metazoa; Arthropoda; Arachnida; Ixodida; Ixodidae
Biological process (GO): translation
Cellular component (GO): small ribosomal subunit
Molecular function (GO): RNA binding; structural constituent of ribosome
Source: RefSeq, a predicted model, not a curated record
ACCGGAACUUUGUCAGUUGAGGCUGGAUCCGGACCAGGACGGCCCUUUCGUACUUCUGCAGCUGCCACGAGCGGAGCGGUCGCAGGCUCAAAAUGGGUGACUGCUGGGAUGAUCCUGCGCCUGCAACGGUGACAGUUGUUCCUACGGAGCAGCUAGAAACGAAACUCUUUGGACGUUGGAGCUCAAGUGAUGUGCAAGUCAGCGAUAUCGGUCUCACUGACUACAUUGCAGUGAAGGAGAAGCAUGCCAAGUACUUGCCCCACUCCUCUGGUCGUUAUGCAUCCAAGAGGUUUCGCAAGGCCCAGUGCCCCAUUGUGGAGCGUCUGACCAACUCCAUGAUGAUGCAUGGCCGCAACAAUGGCAAGAAGCUGCUUGCAGUGAAGAUCGUGAAGCACUCGUUUGAGAUCAUUCACCUUCUUACUGGAGAGAACCCAUUGCAGGUCGUAGUGAAUGCCAUUAUCAACAGUGGACCUCGUGAAGACUCCACACGCAUUGGGCGUGCUGGCACAGUGCGUCGUCAGGCCGUUGAUGUGUCGCCACUGCGCCGGGUGAACCAGGCCAUCUGGCUGCUCUGCACAGGUGCCCGUGAGAGUGCCUUCCGCAACAUCAAAACCAUUGCAGAGUGCUUGGCUGAUGAGCUGAUAAAUGCAGCCAAGGGUUCGUCCAACAGCUACGCGAUCAAGAAGAAGGACGAGCUCGAGCGUGUUGCAAAAUCCAACCGUUGAGGCAAGCAUUGUAUUAUCGCUUGGGGAAUAAAAAAAAAAGUUGCUCCAGGAAUCU